ACAAGCAGACUUAUUCCCCCGGGGAAAGUCACCCAGAGAAAGACAGAACGACAGAUCUCUCAGUACAAGCGCGGUAUUAUUUAUUUAUUUAUUUAUUUAUUUGUUAUUUAUGCUUUUCUAUUCCGUGCGCGAGCGUUGACGCGCAGAGGUACUGCGGUCAGAUAUGGACCCGGAGACACUCAGCUCUUUUCGGCGGCGUUCACUUUCACGACGCAUUAAAGUUAAAUCAGUAACUUCUUGAACACAAUGGCGUCCUUCAGUCUCCCUUCAGAGGGAUGGCAAGUUCUCGCGGACCUCCGCCGGAUCCUGGGAGACUCGCGCACAAACUUGUAGGCAUGCUGUGGUUUGGUGUGGUGUGCGCUUUCCUCCUGUACUGUAUGCGAUGCUGCGAAUCCGAACUGACAGAAAGUUUCAGCCUAAGUGGCAACGAUGCGCCACUGGGAACGGUACGCGACGGUGAAAGCAACGGAACGGUUAGUGUUGAUGGUGUCGGUGUAGACGGGAAGAGGAGGAGGAGGAAGAGGAGCGCGGGAGACGGCGCGGUUGUGGACGGCACGAUUAAGGAGAAAGAGUGGAGGGGCGCGCGCAGGCUUCCGCAUGCGCUCAUCAUCGGCGUGAAGAAAGGCGGCACACGCGCGCUGCUCGAGUUCCUGAGGCUUCACCCGGACAUCCGCGCGCUCGGAGCAGAGCCGCACUUCUUCGACAGGCAUUACGCACGUGGCCUCACCUGGUACAGGAGCAUGAUGCCCAAGGCGCUGGAUGGCCAGAUUGUGAUGGAGAAAACGCCACGUUACUUCGUUACAGCAGAGACACCGGCUCGUGUCCAUGCCAUGUCAAGAGACGUGAAGUUGAUCGUGGUGGUGCGUGACCCCGUGACCCGUGCCAUCUCCGAUUACACUCAGAUCGCCUCCAAGACACCAGGCAUCUCCAGCUUCGAAAGCCUGGCUUUUAAGAACAGAUCGUCAGGUCAGGUGAACUCACUGUGGAGCCCACUGUACAUAGGCUUGUACGCUCAGCAUCUGGAGCACUGGCUCGCUUAUUUCCCACUUUCUCAAAUCCACUUUGUCCACGGUGAGCGUCUCGUUAGUGACCCGGCUUUUGAGCUGGGCCGCGUGCAGGACUUCCUGGGCCUGGAGCGCAUUAUCACGGACAAGCAUUUCUACUUCAACAAGACCAAGGGCUUCCCAUGUCUGAAGAAGGCAGAGGGCAGCGCUGAGCCACACUGCUUGGGCAAAACCAAAGGCAGGACACAUGUGCGUGUUGAACCUGAGGUCGUUCACAACCUCAGGGAUUUCUACCAACCGCACAACCUGAGGUUCUACCAAAUGACUGGAAUGGACUUCGGGUGGAAGUGAUUUUCUUUUUUUUUGCUUUCUCAAUCCAGACAUCUCAUUCAUGCAUUCAUUCAGCACAUGACACUGUGGAGGGUAUAUUUGCUUUUCUGACUAUAUUUGUGAUACAGUUAGUGAAACUCUGAGUGGGGUAUGGGUUAUGCACUAUGAUCAAGGGUAAAAGAUUAAGUAAUCAAGUUUGUAUUUGGCUUUUUAAAAAAGAAAUGUUUUUCUUAAGGCGUCUCGUGUGUCAGGCUUCAGAAUGACUGCAAAAAAAGGUGAAUAUGAACACUUUAAGAUCACAGCGGAAAGUGGAAAGUGUUCAAACACCAGCCCUAAACAUUAGAGGAUGUCAUUCGCAAAACGCUGUAAAACAUUUGGACUGUAGGACUGGGUGACAUUCUGAGUGAGGUUUUAUGUGUGCACCAUCAAGUGCAAAGGCUACUGCUUUCCAGACAAACUGGAGCUGUGUUAGAAAAAAGAAAACAGGCUGGUUCAUGGUUAUCCGAGGUGAGCUUCAGCCUUAUGACCAAAUGAGCCAAAUGACCAUUUUUAUACUAUUAUUAAAUCACAGAUUUGUGACAUGGAGUAUCAUAGAGAACAAGGAAGUAAAAGAAACCACACUUUUAACCUAAAAUUUUUGCUAUUUGAGAAAAAAUGUUUACAUUGUUAGGAGAACAAUUGUAAGUAACCUGACAUCGGUGUUCAGCGAUGGAGCUAAUAGAAAGCAUCAUACAUUAUACAUGCAUACAUUACACAUGCGUUCAUACAUUAUGCAUAAAUCAAUAAGUAACAUCACUCCCUUUGAAAUACGGGAAUAUCAAAAGAAGCGGCCGGGCGGGACAUGCUGAUCUAGUCUUGCAUAAUGAACUCUUUGUGUGGGAUAAACAGAGCUAGUUUUCAACUUCCUGUGAUUGAUCAUAUGGUUACACGCUCACAAAGCCGACCCGUGUGUUGCUUGCAUGAAUUUGCACAAAUUUUAAGAAAGCCUGUUCAGUUAUUUUCAAACGGUUGUGUUCAUUUGUUAUGCAAUUUCGAAACCACAAACACAUGGGGAAAUAAAUUUUUUAUGAAUAGUGUGUGAGUGUAAGCACAUUAACAGGGCCAAACUGACACACAACGCUUCCUGAACUUCGGUCAUUAUUUAUUCUUAUUCUUUAUUCUUACUCCUUGCAAAAACACUUUUGAUCAAUUGUGAAUUUUAAACAUCCUCCUGGUCAAAGAGCACAUGUAGCACAGUUGUACAAUGAGAUAUAAAUAAGAAGUAAAUAAUAAGCAAAAAUGGAUACUGGGUCAUCUUAGUGCAUACAGUUAACAGCAUGACAAAAACAUAAACACAGUGCCAUCUUGUGGCCAUUUAAGGAUCUAUCGCUUUUGGUCCCCUUUUUUGGUCCAUGAACUGUUGAGGAAAACGUGUGCAAUAAAAAUUCCUAUUCCAGAAUUACGAAAGGAAAGCUAACAUACAUGCACUGGUCACUUUAUUAGGAACACCUGUACACCAGCUCAUUGAUGCAGUGAUCCAAUCAGCAGCACAAUGCACAAUGCCAUGCAGAUUCAGGUCAAGAGCUUCAGUUUAAGUUCAUAUCAAACAUGAGAAUGUAGACAAAAAUGUCAUCACGGCGAUUUGUGGGUUUGAAUAUUUGAGUAUUUUCAAAACUGUUCCUGGGAUUUUUACUCGCAAGUUAAAAAAAUAAAAAAAUAAAUAAAAUAAGAACAAAAAACCCAAAAAAACAUGCAUUGCGUGACAAUUCUGUGAAAUCCGACAAGAGAGCUUAAAAGAGAACGACUUGACUUGAUCGAGCUGACAGCAAAAGCACUGUAUAUCAAAUAAUCCCAUACGUCAAAUAGAACUGUACUGUACUGAGCAGAAAAAUAUCUCAGACUGCACAAUAUGUCAAACCUUGUUGAUAGGAUACAUGCGUAAAAAUUAUGGUAAACAUGAGAGCACAUCAAGUUCUGUCAGUCAAGGACAGCAAUCAGAAACUCCAAUGGACUCACAGACUCACCCAAACUGGACAUGUGAAGACUGAAACACCUGAUCUUGUGUAUACAAGGUGUAAAGUGUUCCCAAUAAAGUGGAAGUUCAAGUAUAUUAGGACAAAAUUAAGCUAAAGUAAAGAGAUAUAAAUAAAGAAAUAAGCUCUGCUGUAACCUCACAAACACACACACACACACACACACACACACACACACACACACACACACACACACACACAC
This is a messenger RNA of Tachysurus fulvidraco (yellow catfish), 3548 nucleotides long. RefSeq names its product heparan sulfate (glucosamine) 3-O-sulfotransferase 3-like (gene hs3st3l). Gene Ontology annotation, molecular function: [heparan sulfate]-glucosamine 3-sulfotransferase activity. The transcript has 2 exons. Bases 276 to 1355 code for a protein of 359 amino acids. The record is from RefSeq and is a predicted model, not a curated record. NCBI's taxonomy places the organism in Eukaryota, Metazoa, Chordata, Actinopteri, Siluriformes, Bagridae.